Molecule: messenger RNA, 1946 nt
Organism: Fimicolochytrium jonesii
Lineage: Eukaryota; Fungi; Chytridiomycota; Chytridiomycetes; Spizellomycetales; Powellomycetaceae
Exons: 5
Coding region: 119-1627 (502 amino acids)
Source: RefSeq, a predicted model, not a curated record
UGCGAGUGGAAAGUCCAGGGUCCCUCCAGGGCUUCCUUGAUAUGCCAGCAGGACCCUGGACUUUCCACUCCAAAAGCCCUUCUCAUUAUCAAAUCAACCUCCUUUUUUUCGAACUAGCAUGGCAACUUGUCACCCUCUGAACCUUCGCGAUUAUCAGUCUCAGUCUCUCGAUAAUGGCUUCGUUAUUACCUCUGCUUGUAUCUUGUCGCCUGCGCUUGUGUUUAUCUUUGCCUUGAACCUUGUGCUCUAUGGAACAGGCUUGUUUCUCGGCAUCAUCAGCAUCUUCGUGCUCCUGAGAAGAAAACGCGAUUGGUCUUCUACAGCUCUGGCGAAGCCUGUCUUGACUGCUGUCGGAAUCUCAUUAGGUCAGUGCGUAAGGUCAGCCGGUCCAAGUCGUUUGGGUUUAGGGAGCUGCAUGCACUGUCUUCAGUCGGUAACCCCGUACCUUGUAGGUUAUACGGGUACGUACCUGGCCCUCCUGUUCGAUGCUCCGCCAGGGACUGCCGUGCUAUUGUGGUAUGGGACAGGGCUGGCUGCAAACUUCUAUCAGGUGUGCAUUGCAAAACUGUGGGCGGAUCCAAUUCGAGACCUUCUGCAGCAAAAGGAGUUUUCGCCCACCGCUCAAGCCCGUUUCGAUCUUAUGAACUCGCAAAUCGAGCGGCGGCUGCUCAUAAUUCUCGGGUGUUGCCACACUUUCAUUGCAUCCAUGUCCAUCGGAUGGGCCUUCUACCUGCAGAAGCGUGAUGCAGCGAAGGCAUUUCUCUUUUUUGCCGUGUUCACUACGAGCUCUUUAAUUUGCACCGCCGUGCUUCAAAAUUGUGCGCGGACUUCUAUGAAUCAGAUGCUAGCGCACUUGGAAGAAGCUGCGGAUUUUGUAAACGAUUCUGCAGUCACCGGGACGAAAAUUCAGAGGCUCCGCAGCUCUACAGUUAAUGAGCCGUUGUGCAACCUGGCAGGGCCUGCGGCCGAGGAACAUGCCAGUGGUCCCCGUGAGGAUGUCCGACGUGUGAUUCAAGUGGUCCAAGUAUCCCGGCAAACCGCAAGGUUUUCCGGAUACAGCGUCCCAAUGACGCAAUUUGCCGUUAUAAUAUGGACGGUGGCUGUCCGCUCUCCAGAAUCCAUGGGUGGCAUCAGCUUCUUGCUGUCGAUGCGUUCCUUACUCAUCUGUCCGGUGAUUUUUGCAACCAUAUGGGUUUACGGCAUCCAAGUAGGACUGCAACGCAACCGCUCCAACAAAGGGUCAUCCGAGACCCGUGUCUCAACAGCAGCAGGAGCUUCAACCACGUUACGAAAACCAGUGACCUCGGGCACGUCCUCUAAAUCAUCCUCGCAGAACAGCCAUCAGCAGGGGUUCUCCGCCGCACACGAGGGUGGCAGGAGCGGUCGCUUUAUUGGGAUGGGCCAACAAUCGUCUACGAGAAAUAUCGCGCUUCUAGCUCCAUCGUCACGCGCUCCUCCAUCAGUGUUUGAGGAUGAUGACACGUCCCCAUUUCCGACGCUGGUGUCUCCGUCGCUAAUGAAGCGAGGGGCUGAAAUCAACGGUCAAUGCAGCGCGUCGUCACGAUUGUUCGCGGACUGCGACGAUGAGAGGGGGCGGAGUGGCGGAGGAGGCUUGGAACCUGUUUAGCAAGAUUUUGGAAUGGGACUUCUGGAAGCCUUCGAAUGGGAGGCGUGGAUUGAUGUGGAUGUGGCGCCCGUUUACCUAUCUUCUCGGGUCGAACGCAACAUCCCACGUGCUUGGGUCUCGCCUAUCCAGUACUUAGGAACGGUUUUUAUGCGUAUGCUGAGGGCCACCCUUUAUUCGGUCGCGGGGGCUCGGUCGUGAUAGACGGAACAGUUUUGGGGUGUUGAGACAUUAGAGUUUUACAGAUACCCACAAGACGUAGGUUUUCACAUCAUAUUAAUAGAUGCGGCUUAAGUCGAUAACAUUAUGAUUGUCAUGGGAG